GAAGAAUGCGACAACAGUGGCGCACACCGAGCCGUCCCGCGAGACGUAGUACGAGGUCCUAAAUACGAACCACAAUUCACACUUUAAGAGAUGCAAUUGCGUGCAGGGUGCACUGUCAACCCGUGCUUCUUAGCGAUUUAAUUGGACAGAGGACGUCAUGAGGGCGGAUCAAGGAGUAUUCUAGCUCCAGAGGGUGUUCCCGUUCCCGCUCAAGGGCGAAGAAGGUUGACUAUACUCGGGCCGCAAUUGCGAGUUUUGAGACGGGGCGGAGAGCGGGGUUAUUGUCGCCGGUGAUGAAGUAUAACUUGGAGUGGGUGGUCCAGUUGUUGAUCAAGGGGGAUCACACAUUGAAUACUACACAUACCGUCAUGCCUUCGAAUUCACCGCGAUUAUCACCAUCCAAUUCGCCACCUUCGCAAUCAAACGAGUGGAGCGGAAGCUGGCCAGCACCACCCCUCUCCGACCCCACCAAAACCCUCCUCAAACAAUCCGACCUCUCCCGCUACUCCCAUGCCUCAACCCUCGUCCCCUCCAUCUCCUCCCUCCAUCUCCACUCCUUAGUCGACCACCACACCCGAGACCUUCCCAGCCUUCCGGGACGAUACCUCAAACACCUGUCCUCCGCAACGAAACUCCACGCACGCGAAGCCCGGGCACAUGCGAACUUUAUCCGUCGGAAGCCGGGGUCGUCAGGGGCGGAGUGGCAUGAUACGAAUACGGCGUUGGAUCAUAUGCGGUUGGUCGAGGGUGCGGGGAUCAAGACUGCGGCGGUGGCGGGUGCGAUGAAGUUACAUCUUUUACUAUGGGAACCGGAGAAUGAGGGGGUGUUUUGGGGGUUACCGUGUCGGGGCGCGUUGAGCGUGGAGGAAGAACGGGCGUUGAGGGGAGUGGAGGUGUUGAGGGGGAUCAUGCUCAGGCUCCUGGAUGAACCGGUGAAGGGCGAGGCGGAGAGGGGGUUUUUCGAGGAGGUGAGGGAGUGUCUUCUUGGACUUCGGGCGGGAGUCAAAGCUGGGGUCGCACACCAUCUCGUCCGGGCACUCAUCGCUCACCAUCCCUCCCGUUCUGAAGCAUGGCGGACCUGGCUCGGAAAAUUGGGACAGGAAGAAGACUCAGCGUUGAAGGUUACGGAGGGGGAUAUCGAGCUUGCGGAAGGGUUUUGGGCGACGAGGAUGGCUGUGAGGGAGAUGGUGGAUGAAAGGAAUAGGAGUAGGGGGGUGGGGCUGAGGGAGAGUGGGAAGAGGAGGAGGUUGAGUUUUGAGGGGAUUGUGGGGUGGUUUACGAGGACGAAGAUGGCGAAGGCUGCCUAGGACGUUUUAUGGUGCGACGGUGUACGUUAUGAGAGAAAGCUUUUUCUGGACUUUAGCAGGUGUUUGCUUUCUUGUUUUGGUAUGGCGUUUCUCCUUUCAACUACUUAAUCUUAUACCUUGUUUGCUCUCAACCCUUAGAACCUGUUGUGUUCAUCUCGUUUCCCUGCCGUCCUAAGUAUCGCUUGCUCUGAAAAUUGCCGUGCUUCCAUGCCUCAUGACUAGCGGAUCAGGAAGACGUCUGUUCCUUAAUCGCUGCUUCUUGUAGCU
Molecule: messenger RNA, 1574 nt
Organism: Saitoella complicata NRRL Y-17804
Lineage: Eukaryota; Fungi; Ascomycota; Saitoellomycetes; Saitoellales; Saitoellaceae
Exons: 1
Coding region: 294-1307 (337 amino acids)
Source: RefSeq, a predicted model, not a curated record